GCCAGAGUUAGCAAAGGAAAACCCCGUUUGGAAAUUUUGCCUUCCUGUGGCCCUCAGGCAAAGGAAAGGUUUCGAAAGUCGCCAGAAGGUAUUUUUUUGCAGGAGCGGUCACUUCCCAAAUCCAGGCAAGGCAGGGGAGGAGUCUGGGCCGUGUCCCGCCCUUCUCCAGUAAACUUCUCCGGCUCCAGGUUUGGAGGCAGAGUCGGAAGGGCUGGGAGUAGCUGCACGCCCCCACGCUUUCCCCAUGGUUUCGGUGACUAGAGCCGUGUUCGGAGACCUGCCCUCAGGGGCAGGGACAGUGGAGAAGUUCCAGCUGCAGUCAGACGUGCUGAAAGUGGACAUCAUCUCCUGGGGCUGCACCAUUACGGCCCUGGAGGUCAAAGACAGGCAGGGCAGGGCGUCAGAUGUGGUGCUCGGCUUUGCAGAGUUGGAAGGGUACCUCCAAAAGCAGCCCUACUUUGGAGCAGUGGUUGGCAGGGUGGCCAACCGAAUUGCCAAAGGAACAUUCACGGUGGACGGGAAGGAGUAUAAGCUGGCCGUUAACAAUGGGCCCAACAGUCUGCAUGGAGGAGUCAGGGGCUUUGAUAAGGUUGUCUGGACCCCUCAGGUGCUGUCAAAUGGUGUCCAGUUCUCGAGGAUCAGUCCAGAUGGUGAGGAAGGUUACCCUGGAGAGUUGAAAGUCUGGGUGACAUACACACUGGAUGGUGGGGAGCUUAUGGUCAACUACCGAGCUCAGGCCAGUCAGACCACACCAGUCAAUCUGACCAACCAUUCUUAUUUCAACCUGGCAGGCCAGGAUUCCCCAAACAUCUAUGACCAUGAAGUCACUAUAGAAGCUGAUGCCUUUUUGCCUGUAGAUGAAACCCUGAUUCCUACAGGAACUGCCUUCCAAAAUGGGUGGCAACUCCCACUCUGCACUGCCAUGAUGGAAGAAUUCACAUGUCUGGCCCUCUUUCAGCCAAGAGCAAAUCUCCAGGAGCCCAGAUUUCAUUGGACUCUUAACAGGGACCAAAAGUGCAUGAGCAUGUGGCUUCAUUCUGAGACCAGUCCAAAGUCAUUUGGUCAUUUGGAAGUACCUCCCCUAUGUUGCUGGGCUUGCCAGGAAUCAACAGCCUAGUGGAGAGUCAGCCAGAAUAGUAUCCAUUAACCUGGAAAAUAUCAGGAUAGAUAGAACUCGGACACUUGUUAUAGAGGGAAAGCACUGUCUGGGGACCCCUGGAUAGAGGAGAUGAGCGUUAAAUAAAACCCAAAAGGGCAAGUGGAAAUUUGCCAGGCAACCAGAAGAAAGGUGUUCUGGAUAGAGAUGAAUAAGAAUAAGGAGAGCAGGAAACAGCAGGAAUACCCCCCAGGCCAGCACUGGGCUUCUGGAGCAUUUGGGGCAUGUGUUUGGUAGCAGAAAACCGAUGGGCCUGGAGAGGUUGGCUGGAGCCAUGUCUGAUCUGCACCAGGCUCUGGUACAGCUACAAUCCCUGGGGUGGCUCUGGAUGACCCUCGGCUGGCCUGGAGUUCAAGGCCGCUCCAUGCAGGGCAGACUCACAGGUGUACCUGAGUCCAGUCUCAAACUUCCGGAUGUUCAGCCAGAAGUGGACUUGAACCACAAGGCCACUUCCUUGAGACGUGCUGCAAGAAACCCGUUAGACCAGCCAUGCUCUGUUACGAGUUCUGGGUAAUUGAUAUACAGUAUCUAGAGAUGGUGGUUGUGCUGAAUUGAGAAAAGGGAAGAUACUGUUUGUCUAUCUGUGAGAGGAGGUGAAGGUUUAUGAUAAUAAUAGCUAGUAUUUCAGAGAAGACUUUAUAAAUGAUAAUCCAUGCCAGAAUACUAAAAGGUAGGUUCUGUUAAUUUUUAUUUAACAGCUAUGGACCCUGUGGCACAAGGAGUUUAAGUAACUUAACUGGGGAUCACGCAGUUAACAAGUGGUGGAAAGCUGGGAUUCAAACCUAGGUAGACUGGUAUUAAAAUUCCUGCUUAUAAUUAGACCCGUACUCUACAGACCCGACAGUGUGGUUAGAUGUCAAGAAGGUUUCGGGGGGUGGGGGGAGAGGAAAGAAAGAAAAGUAAUUUCUUGACUAUACAGAUAGCCAAGAUAACCAUGUAGUCAAGAAAUGGGAAGUAAGCCAAAAAGAAAAAAAAGAAGUUCUGACAGUUGAGUGUUCUCAUUUCCUGUCUACCUUUCAUAUAGGUAGUCUCACAGCUUCUCUCUUUUCCUCCCUGUUUCUCCUUCUCUUAAAUUUAUUUUGAUUUUUCUGCAUAGAAAACAGAAAACAAAGUAUAUUGAAAAAUGGGGGACAGAGGGAAGACAAAGAUGCCGGCAUAAGAGGCUUUCCUGAGACUAAAGAGCCUGAGUAGAAGUGUCUGGCCAUGUUAGACUGACCAGGAAGGGAAUGUAGGAAAGGAACAGUCCAUUUUAAAGCUCAGAAUUAUUGGGGCACCUGGGUGGCUCAGUCGGUUAAGCGGCCGACUUCGGCUCAGGUCGUGAUCUCGCGGUCCGUGAGUUCAAGCCCCGUGUCGGGCUCUGUGCUGACAUCUCAGAGCCAGGAGCCUGUUUCAGAUUCUGUGUCUCCCUCUCUCUGACCCUCCCCUGUUCAUGCUCUGUCUCUCCCUGUCUCAAAAAUAAAUAAAACGUUAAA
Neofelis nebulosa (Clouded leopard) is the source of this 2628-nucleotide messenger RNA. It is a transcript of the gene GALM, whose product is annotated as galactose mutarotase. The record is from RefSeq and is a predicted model, not a curated record. The coding region runs from base 245 to 1117 and encodes 290 amino acids. The transcript has 5 exons. Gene Ontology annotation, molecular function: aldose 1-epimerase activity; carbohydrate binding. Gene Ontology annotation, biological process: beta-D-galactose catabolic process via UDP-galactose, Leloir pathway; glucose metabolic process. NCBI's taxonomy places the organism in Eukaryota, Metazoa, Chordata, Mammalia, Carnivora, Felidae.